AUGUGCCGCAAACUCUGGCCCGUCUACACCUGCGGCCACGAACAAAUCCCCGCCCAAUCCACCCACACCGAGUCUUGCGGGAACCAAUGUCCCGAAUACUCCUGGGGUUGGGGAUACUACGAACUCCCCACGGACUGCGGUAAUGUUCGUUGCUCGACGGCGAUACGGAGGAUGCUUGAUAAGGGGCAGGUGAAGAUUGCUGAUUGGAAAUGGGAUUAUGGUGCUCAUGCUGGUGGUAGCUAUGGCGGUGGUGAUGCUGGUCCAGCUUUGGGGGGUAUGAGCUAUGGUGCUGAUAGUAAUGCUGGGUAUGGAGGUGGAGGAUAUGCCGGCUUUGCUCCGAUGCGCCCGGCUGGGGGUCCGUUAACGUCUUGUCCGGUACAACGUCUUGUCCGGUACAUGGCGGUUAUGAUUCAGGGCCUGUGA
Sordaria macrospora k-hell is the source of this 423-nucleotide messenger RNA. RefSeq lists its product as uncharacterized. Lineage: Eukaryota; Fungi; Ascomycota; Sordariomycetes; Sordariales; Sordariaceae. The record is from RefSeq and is a predicted model, not a curated record.